CAAGCUGCCACCAAAUGUCUCAAUGAAGUCUUCUACUUUAAUCGUGAGGGCAGUGAAGUAUUGACCGGUUCGGAGUAUUUUUGUGGCACCGGCAAAAUGGAAAGAAAAAGUUUUCUUAAUCAAGCCGUACUCUCAUACAUAUCAACACCCUACUACAAACGUAUACUAGCAAAUGUCGUUAAAGAAACUGAAAAUGCAACACACAUGAACAAAACAACAAUUAAAAAAACUACAGAAAAACCAAAGGAAAGGACGACAACUACAACAACAGUUAAACCAACAACAACUACUGCAACCACUUCUAAACCACUCAAAGUGAAUCAGUUAACAACAUUACCAAUAGCCGUAACGGGCAAUUUAUUGACGACUUCCUUUACACAACAGCCAGCUUUGUCGACAACUUCCUUUGCAACAUCUUCAGCUGGAGAGGAGUAUGCAAACGAAAGUAUGGACAAGGAUAAGAAUGUUAGUAAUUCGUUUGCUUAUGUGGUGGCUUUGUUGUCAAACAAAAUUGACAUACAAGCUUUUAUAACAAAAACAACAACUACUACUACAACUAAGUCACCUACAACACCACCACCACCAUCUGCCUCAUCAAGCCCAACAAGUGUUUUAAAUUUCUAUGACUUUUUACCGGCCAACACGUGGCGUAAUGGCUCAAUUGCCACGCAUAAGAUUUCCACAAAACGUGUUGCCAAAGUGAUUGUUGGCCAAGAUUAUACAAGUUCUCAGCAGGCAGCCUCCUUCACAGCAGCAUUCUCCUCCCCACCCACAUCUUCACCCAGCCACUCCACACACACAACACGAACAACCGAAGGCGGUGGCUCGUUUUCUUGUUUAGUGGAAGUCCUUGAGCCUCAGUGUGAGUGCGGUUGGAGUUCUACGGUGAAAAUAGCUGGAGCUUCUGGUGUGGCAGGUAUCAAUGAGUUUCCUUCAAUGGCUGGAGUAAUGACCAUAAAAAAUCAAAAGAUUUUUUGUGGCGCAACUAUAAUUCAUCAUCGUUAUUUGCUUUCGGCUGCCCAUUGUUAUAUAACACCUGAAACUAGCAGACCAGAAUAUCUGACAGCUGUAGUUGGUGAACAUGACUUGUCCACGGUUCUGGAAUCCUUUUACACCCGCCAAUACGACAUCAUAAAAAUCAUACCGCACGAACAGUUUCAUGUCAGCUCUACCAAAGUUCACAAUGAUAUAGCUCUGCUUAAAACUCGCUAUCCCAUCGAAUGGAAUCGUAGUGUGGGACCAGUUUGCUUGCCAUUUUACAGUCUAAAAGAGGCUAGUGCUAACAUACCAUAUGCCGGUCAACGCGUAGAGACUGCCGGUUGGGGCACCACCUCAUUUGGUGGCAAACAGUCUUCGGUAUUGUUAAAGACCACCUUGGAUGUGAUGUCGCGCGGGGAUUGUCAACAUUUUGUUAGAAAUCUGGCAUUUGGAGCAUUUUGUACUUAUACUCCAGGUCGAGAUACCUGUCAAUAUGACUCGGGUGGAGCUUUGUAUGCACGAGGAGAACGUUUGUAUGCUUUGGGUAUUGUGAGUUAUGGUUUUGCCUGUGCCACCAAUCAGCCUUCAGUGAAUACAAGGAUUUCUUCGCAUUUAAAGUGGAUUAGGAAUAAGACGCCGGAAGUGAAAUAUUGUAUGAAAUAA
Messenger RNA from Calliphora vicina (urban bluebottle blowfly), 1641 nucleotides. RefSeq names its product venom serine protease 34. The transcript is spliced from 3 exons. Gene Ontology annotation, molecular function: serine-type endopeptidase activity. The record is from RefSeq and is a predicted model, not a curated record. NCBI's taxonomy places the organism in Eukaryota, Metazoa, Arthropoda, Insecta, Diptera, Calliphoridae. Gene Ontology annotation, biological process: proteolysis. Bases 97 to 1641 code for a protein of 514 amino acids.